UAGAAAUUAAACUUGGCUUAGCCCAAUAAUUGGGUCCAUUAGAUGUUAACUUAUUGGGCUAGAAGUUGUAUGAUAAUUAAUAAAUUAGCUAGCCCAUAAGAUAGACUUAGAAAGAUCUAGAGUAGUUAAUGUACCUAAACAAUUCUAGAUUAUUCCUAAGCUAGAAUCCUAUAGAAUAUUCUAGAAGGUUAAGGAAGUAGGAGUACCUAGAAGGAUCCUAUGAGACCUAUAAAUAGAGCACUCCUCACUCAUUUGUAAAGCAAGCCAAAAAGCUCCAAAUCAAUACAAGUUCCAAGUUUUUCUAAAAUCACCACUCUCUAAAAUUCUCUCUUCCACACACAAUCACCCAAAUAUAAUACUCAUCAACUACUUUCUUCCAACAAAGUGGUAUCAGAGCCAUCAAUCCUUUCAAGAAAAAUGAAUUCCAACGGCUUAGUUCCAUUCCAAUUUCCUCGCCUCACUAAAGAUAACUACUCUAGUUGGUGCAUUCGCAUGAAAGCCUUGCUUGGAUCUCAAGAUGCAUGGGAGAUUGUUGAGAAAGGUUAUGAGGAACCUCAAGAUGAUGCUACUUUAAAUCAAUCCCAAAGGGAUAGUCUACAAAAGAGUAGGAGGAAGGAUCAACAAGCUCUCACUCUCAUAUAUCAAUGCUUAGACGAGGCCAUGUUCGAGAAGGUUUCAAAUGCCACCACUUCUAAAGAAGCAUGGGAGAUACUACAUAACUCUUUCAAGGGAGUUGACAAGGUGAAGAGAAUUCGUCUUCAAACUCUUAGAGGUGAGUUCGAACAACUUAAAAUGAAAUAUUCAGAAUCAAUAUCCGACUAUUUCUCUAGAGUGUUAGUAAUUGUAAAUGAGAUGAAGAGGAAUGGUGAGGAACUAAAGGACAUAACGGUGAUUGAGAAAAUCCUUCGCUCUCUCACCAAAGACUAUGAUUAUAUUGUGGUGGCCAUAGAAGAGUCCAAGGAUUUAGAGUCCAUGACCAUUGAUCAACUUAUGGGCUCACUACAAGUCCAUGAAGAAAGAGUUGUGAGAAAUAAAUCUGAUGAAUCAUUGGAGCAUUCUCUUUACUCCAAACUCUCUUUUAAAGAAAGAGGGGAGAAUAGAGGUGAAGAAAGAGGCCAACGAGGUCGUGGUUAUGAUCGAGGACGUGGUGCACGUGGAAGAGGUGGUCGAGGUCGUGGUUAUACAAACUUCAACAAUGAAGAAAGAAUUCAAUAUACACAAGCAUCUAGAGGCCGUGGGAGAGGAAGCAAACCACAAAGGUACGAGAAGUCUCAACUAAAGUGUUAUAAUUGCAAUAAAUAUGGCCACUAUGCAUAUGAAUGCAAGCGCUCUAAUCAUGUUAAAGAAGAGGCCCAUCUCAUGGAGAUGAAUAAUGAGGUAGAACUUACCUUGUUGAUGGCAAAUCAUGAAGAACAAACAAAGAAGAGCACGUGGUAUUUAGAUACCGGAGCUAGCAACCACAUGACGGGAGAUAAAAGCAUGUUCGUGAAGGUAGAACAAACUCAAGGUCAUGUUACUUUUGGAGAUGAGUCUAAAGUCGAGGUGAAUGGUAAAGGUAACGUUCUAAUCCGUCUAAACGAUGGAAGUCACCAAUUCAUUUCCGAUGUUUACUAUGUGCCCAACUUAAAAACAAAUAUUCUAAGUAUGGGACAACUCUUAGAAAAGGACUAUGAUAUUCACUUAAAGAAUCGUAGUCUUUCUCUACGAGACAAUAAUGGAAGACUAGUUGCUAAAGUGCCGAUGACUAGAAACCGAAUGUUCUUGCUUGACAUUCAAAGAGAUCAAGCCAUAUGCUUAAAAAGUUGCUUGAAAGACGAGUCAUGGAUUUGGCACUUAAGAUAUGGGCACUUAAACUUUGGUGGCUUGAAAAUGCUAUCAUCCAAAGGCAUGGUGAAAGGCUUGCCCUUCAUCAAUCAUCCUGAUCAGCUAUGCGAAGGUUGCCUAUUUGGGAAGCAAUCAAGGAAACCAUUCCCUAAAGAAGUUACCUCAAGAUCUAAGGAACCAUUGGAGUUAGUCCAUACCGACUUAUGUGGUCCUAUUACUCCAUGUUCACAUGGUAAAAGUAAGUACUUUCUCACUUUCAUCGAUGAUUACUCAAGAAAAACAUGGGUAUAUUUCCUUAAACAAAAAUCUGAGGCCUUUGAAGCAUUCAAGAAAUUUAAGGCUCUUAUUGAGAAAGAAAGUGGGUACAGUAUCAAAGCCAUGAGAUCAGAUCGGGGUGGGGAGUUCACAUCAAAGGAGUUUAAUCAAUUUUGUGAAGAUAAUGGCAUCCGCCGUCCCAUGACUGUCCCACGAACACCACAACAAAAUGGUGUUGCCGAAAGAAAGAAUAGGACGAUCCUCAACAUGGCUCGAAGCAUGCUAAAAACAAAGAAUAUGCCUAAAGAUUUUUGGGCUGAAGCUGUGGAUUGUGCUGUCUAUCUUCAAAAUCGCUGCCCCAUGAAGAGUCUCGAUGGAAAAACUCCACAAGAAGCAUGGCAUGGAGGUAAACCUGGAGUCUCACACUUGAGAGUAUUUGGAUGCAUUGCAUAUGCGCAUGUACCCGAUCAGACUAGGUCAAAACUUGACGACAAGAGUGAGAAGUUUAUAUUCAUUGGAUAUGAUAAACACUCAAAAGGGUACAAACUCUACAAUCCGGAUUUUAAAAAGCUUAUAAUAAGUCGUGAUGUGGAGUUUGAUGAAGAAGGCUCAUGGGAUUGGAGCAUUGGUGACAAAGAAGAUUAUAGUCUCUUGCCUCUCAUGGAAUAUGAAGAAGAAGUUGAAGAAAAUCAUGAAAAUACAACUCCUCCACCAUCUCCCACUCAAGCUCAAGCUUCAUCACCAAGUUCGGAUGAAAGAGAAAUACCACGCAUGAGAAGCAUUGAAGAGCUUUACGAGGUAACACAAAAUUUGAACUCAAAUGAUGAACUUACACUCUUUUGUCUAUUUGGUGAUUGUGAGCCACUAAGUUUUCAAGAAGCCACAAGAAACAAGAAAUGGAGAGAUGCAAUGGAUGACGAGAUCAAGUCAAUCGUGAAGAAUAAAACAUGGGAGCUUGCCACACUUCCACCAAAACAUAAAGCAAUUGGAGUGAAAUGGGUAUUUAAGAUCAAGAAAAAUGCAAAAGGAGAAGUUGAGAAGUACAAGGCAAGACUAGUGGCCAAAGGCUACGCCCAGAGACAUGGCAUUGAUUAUGAAGAAGUAUUUGCGCCCGUGGCUAGAUUAGAAACAAUAAGAUUGAUAAUUGCAUUCGCGGCUCACAACAAGUGGAAGAUACAUCAAAUGGAUGUCAAGUCUGCAUUCUUAAAUGGGUUCCUAGAAGAAGAAGUCUACAUUGAGCAACCCGAAGGUUACAAAGUCAAAGGGCAAGAAGGUAAAGUGUUGAGGCUAAGUAAGGCUCUUUAUGGGCUUAAACAAGCACCAAGAGCUUGGAAUAGUAGAAUUGAUCAAUACUUCCAAGCUAAUGGAUUCGUGAAAUGUCCGCAAGAACAUGCUCUAUAUAUCAAGAAAAAUCAUCAAGGAGACAUAUUGCUCGUGUGCAUAUAUGUGGACGACCUCAUCUUUACAGGUAAUAACAUGACGAUGUUUGAUGAAUUUAAACAAGUCAUGACAAAGGAGUUCGAGAUGACUGACAUUGGGCUUAUGAGUUACUAUCUUGGCAUCGAGGUGAAACAAAUGGAUGAUGGUAUAUUCAUCACUCAAGAAGGAUACACGAGAGAAGUACUCAAGAAGUUCAACAUGGAAGACUCUAAACCUGUAAGUACACCUGUUGAAAGUGGACUAAAGCUAUCAAGGUAUGAUAAAGGAAAAUUGAUUGAUCCAACUUACUUUAAGAGUCUUGUGGGGAGCUUAAGAUACUUAACAUGUACAAGACCAGAUAUUCUCUUCGGUGUUGGACUUGUUAGUCGAUUCAUGGAGGCCCCCACAACACCUCAUUUGAAGGCUGCAAAAAGGAUUUUGCGAUAUCUUAAAGGCACCACCGAAUAUGGGUUGUUUUACUCUUCAUCUGAUGAGUUUAAGCUGGUUGGAUAUUCUGAUAGUGAUUGGUGUGGAGAUAUUGAUGACCGCAAGAGAACAACUGGGUUCGUAUUCUACAUGGGAAACACCGCUUUCACAUGGGUUUCAAAGAAGCAACCGAUCGUCACUCUAUCCACUUGUGAAGCCGAGUACGUUGCAGCAACAUCAAGUGUGUGUCAUGCAAUUUGGCUCCGCUACAUAUUGCAAGCUCUCAGCAUGUCUCAAGAAGAAGCAACAACAAUAUUUGUGGACAACAAGUCAGCUAUUGCAUUAGCAAAGAAUCCAGUGUUUCAUGAUCGAAGCAAGCACAUAGACACUCGAUAUCAUUUCAUUCGAGGAAAGAUAACGGAGAAGGAAGUUCAAGUAGAGUAUGUGAAGACUCAAGACCAAGUCGCUGAUAUUCUCACAAAGCCACUCAAGCAUGAUGUCUUUGCAAAGAUGCGAAAUCUACUUGGUGUUGCUAAGUCAAGUUUAAGAGGGGAUGUUAGAAAUUAAACUUGGCUUAGCCCAAUAAUUGGGUCCAUUAGAUGUUAACUUAUUGGGCUAGAAGUUGUAUGAUAAUUAAUAAAUUAGCUAGCCCAUAAGAUAGACUUAGAAAGAUCUAGAGUAGUUAAUGUACCUAAACAAUUCUAGAUUAUUCCUAAGCUAGAAUCCUAUAGAAUAUUCUAGAAGGUUAAGGAAGUAGGAGUACCUAGAAGGAUCCUAUGAGACCUAUAAAUAGAGCACUCCUCACUCAUUUGUAAAGCAAGCCAAAAAGCUCCAAAUCAAUACAAGUUCCAAGUUUUUCUAAAAUCACCACUCUCUAAAAUUCUCUCUUCCACACACAAUCACCCAAAUAUAAUACUCAUCAACUACUUUCUUCCAACAUCGUCCAGCGCCGCCGCCUUGCACAAAACUUCUGCCGGGGAGAACAGUCGAUGACCCUGAAGCAAUGUGGCUUGCUGGCGUAGUUGUCCGCUCGAAAUGGAUGCCAAGGCGGUGAAGGUGCCGCCUGGUCUAGAUGUGUUGUCCGCCAUCCAACCGCCCGUUGUAGAACCUCCGCCGGCGGAUUACUGCCUGAGAAUUCACAACGGCAACAAAUCUCAUUCUCUGCUCUUACGCGCACAACAAACUACCUUCUCUCCCUCAUCUCUAAUUCUUUACGUAGUACUCCGUAUUAUCUGGUUGUUUUUUACAAGUUACAAUUACGUAUUUUUUUCAAACAAAUUUGUUUUAAUUUUCUGAGGUAUUGUUUAUUUUAUCCAAGUUUAUCACAAAAUGCUUAUAAAUUCGUUUCAAUUUUUUGUGGUUGCUACGUUUUCUGUGGUUUGUUAAAUUUAGGGUUUAUGAGCAUUAAACAUGUGUAUCGAACAUUAGCGGUGAACAUGUCAGUGAAUGAAUGCAUUUAAAGAAGUUUGUUAUGCAAUGGUUAUGAUGGAUAAUGCAGUAACAAAGAGAAAUAAUGCCAACAUGUAAUGCAAUGUACUUAAUUAGACUUAAAAUAAAAAAAAUUAUUACAUCUAAAAACAAAAAAAAAUAAAAACUAUAAAUAAAUUCUUAAAUUGAAUGAGAAGAGAUAUAAUUUUGACGGAAGUGCAGUAAUUGUUAUCGGAUAUGCAGUAAAAGCAAUAAAAAGUGCAUUAAUU
Messenger RNA from Cuscuta europaea, 5621 nucleotides. NCBI's taxonomy places the organism in Eukaryota, Viridiplantae, Streptophyta, Magnoliopsida, Solanales, Convolvulaceae. The record is from the annotation of a GenBank genome assembly.